AAGUGCACUUUGUUGCUACUGUUUGUAGCAUGUGGCGCACACUGAUAUGAGGUCAACAAUACUAACUUUACUCACCAGCUGCUAAUACACGAAACGUGUACAUGUAAAUGCCACGGCGGGAACAACUGAACCGACAAAUACACUCAUGUUCGCAAAACAAGCGACAAACCGACCGUGUCCGUCACGGUGAGCUAGCUGCCACGAGGAUUACUAUGACAACGUCAGCCAGCACCGAGUGACGCGCCGACGAACGUGACCGUGGUCGUUCAUGUCCCCGUCGCGAUGGCCGCCCUGUGUGGACGUGUCCUGCUCCGCCGAGUGUCCGCAUUCAACACACGAACUGGUGUGACGCAGGUCGGGAGACUGCGCUGCACCGGGCCUCCUCUCCAGACGACGACACCCGGAAGCUCCCUGCGAGCCGGAGACACGCCGUUGACACUGCGGGCGACCGAAGCGAACACGAUGGCGAGUGAGGCGGACGGGGCCGGCGUCCCUGGCUCCAGGCGUCGGUCCGCUGAAGCUUCUGCUGAUGGAGGAGCUCGAGUGAAGAGGGUUUCUAUUGAAGGCAACAUCGCUGUGGGAAAGUCGACUUUUGCCAGACUCCUGCAGUCGGCCUGUCCAGACUGGGAGGUGAUGGCAGAACCUGUCAGCAAGUGGCAGAACAUCGAGAGCGGGACCUCGAAGGGGGCCGACGCGUCCCAGCAGACCACGGUCAGCAACCUGCUGCAGAUGAUGUACCAGGACCCCCAGCGCUGGUCGUACACCUUUCAGACAUAUUCGUGUAUGAGCCGGCUGAGAACACAGCUGCGGCCUCCUCCGGCUCGCCUGCUCAGCUCGGAGGGAACACCUGUCCAGGUGUAUGAGCGCUCAGUCUACAGCGACAGAUACAUCUUUGCUCUGAACAUGUUUGAGUUGGGUUGCAUCAACUCCACUGAGUGGGCUGUUUACCAGGACUGGCACUCUCUCCUGGUGGAGCAGUUUGGACACCAGGUGGAGCUGGAGGGCAUCAUCUACCUCACAGCCCCACCACAGAAUUGUAUGGAGCGUCUGGAGUGUCGGGGGAGGUCCGAGGAGAGGGGAGUGAAACUGGACUACCUGGAGAAGCUGCAUGUUCAACAUGAGAGGUGGCUUAUUGAGAAGAGCACCGAGAUACAUUUUGAGAAGUUGAAACGGAUACCGGUGUUAAAACUCGAUGCCAGUGUGGAUUUUCUGAGGGACUCUGAGGUGCGAGAGCAGUUUAUUACAAAGGUGAAGAACUUCUUCAGUACUUUGUGAGAAAACAGUCAUCAGCCAACAUGGAACAGAGUGGAACAGAUGAGAACAGUCGGGCCUCAUUUAGUCAAGAGUGUUAACUUACAUAUAAAUAGAUAAGAGCCAAUCUCAGUGAAGGAAAUAUACAAUAAUACAUAACAGACUUAUGCUAUAAUCUCUGCAUGACACAUGAAACACACAGGUUGAGUUCUCGGUGUAGACGAAUAUUCUUCGUCUUUCAGAAUGUUACAUUUUUUCCGCUUUUUGUUGUUUAUUUGUUUCUUGCUUUUAAGAGUCACUGGGAAGCUAUAAGAUUUACUUCUUUGACUGUGUGUUCUACCUAGAAUUUUAAGAACAAUUUCUCUCUCACAGCACAAUAAUUCACAUAUCCCAGUGACUGAAACACAGAUCAGUAAAAUGGAUUUAAAGCUUGUGUAAAUUAUAAAUUAAAUCUGUGCAAUUACUACUUUGACCAUUUGGAAACGUUGCUUGCAGUUUCUGUGCGAGAUGCUGUUUUAUACAUCCCUGACUGGCUGUAACAAGCAAAUAAGACUGGUGUUGUAUUUGUUUUUUAUUAAUAAAUCUAAAUCAUUCUUUUUUAAAA
Messenger RNA from Scophthalmus maximus (turbot), 1855 nucleotides. RefSeq names its product deoxycytidine kinase 2. Gene Ontology annotation, cellular component: mitochondrion; cytoplasm. The record is from RefSeq and is a predicted model, not a curated record. Bases 283 to 1275 code for a protein of 330 amino acids. The transcript has 7 exons. Gene Ontology annotation, molecular function: deoxynucleoside kinase activity. NCBI's taxonomy places the organism in Eukaryota, Metazoa, Chordata, Actinopteri, Pleuronectiformes, Scophthalmidae.